Dermacentor andersoni is the source of this 885-nucleotide messenger RNA. Lineage: Eukaryota; Metazoa; Arthropoda; Arachnida; Ixodida; Ixodidae. The record is from RefSeq and is a predicted model, not a curated record.
CACUUCAACGAACGACACGACUAUGGCGCCUGCUUCGUUCGAGCCCUCCCUGCCGAAAGCCCCGCUCAAAGGCCUACCCGUAGACGAAGGACGCGACGACCUCGAAGCGAACACGAGCACAUCGAGGAGGCUCCCGAACUGGAAAGCUCGCCGGGGUACCGCCGACUCCGACUCUUCCGCUCCAGAAAAAGAGUCGAACCGUCUUACGGCGUGCAGACACUCGCGGCAGUUCCUAUUUGGGAGAAGUUGCGGUUCGCUUCCGAAGAACCUCUCUACAAUACCAGCCAGGCUCCGUUCGGGUGGCCCCAAUUUUGGUCCUGGCACGCGCCUGUCGAGAGCCUGGCAGCCCAAGAGAGCAGGGAUGAAAGACAUCGGCACCUGUAUCAGGUUCAUCACUGGAUGACCACUUUCCCGAAGUGGGCUUCGUUGCAUCAAAACCAUUUGGGACUUGAAGACGAGGCUGCCAAGCCAACCUCGCAGCAACAAGCGAGUGAGCAAACUCAAGACGCUGUGGCACCAGACUCUUCAGAGCUAUCCGGGGACUUCGGCCCUGCCGUCGGGACUUUAGACGCGCCGCCAUGCUCGAAGUUUAAUGCGGGGUAUUGCCCGUUCACCGGGGACUACCCAAUUGACGUCGUCACCGAAGUGACGAAGUUCCUGCGCUGGCCCCUGGAGAAACUGUUUCGGGACCUGCGACACUCACGAAGUCCACCGCUGGCGGACGAUGGGAGCGGAUCCUUGGCCUGCGACACCGUAACCAGAAUCGUUCGUCCCGGCUGGGCGAAAAACACGCUCGAUCGCUGGCUCCUGGUCAUUAACACACUCUACUACGAGCAGUUGGUAACGGAAAUAUCAUGUAGGUAAUCUUAAAACUUACAUGACAAA